GUUUUAUACAACAAAUCUAGCUGCUAGUCCAAAUAUCAAAUUACAUAUGGAAUCCCUCAGCGAAGAGCACGCUAAGAAAAUGCAACAAGCUUUUGUACAUGCAUCUAAUCAUUGUCUCAGAUUCAUGAACACUAUGACCGUUAGAUGUGCAAUUGACUUGAACAUACCAGAUAUCAUACACAAGUAUGGCCAACCCAUGCCACUCUCACAACUCGUUGCUUCACUACCAAUCCACCCAUCAAAGACUAGCUUCAUCUACCGCUUAAUGCGAAUUUUGGCUCAUGAUGGUUUCGUCUCUCUUCACAAAGACAUUGAAAAUGAGCAAGAAGUAAGAUAUGAGUUAACUGAUUCAGGUAAACUGAUCGUUACGGAUCAUCCCUUGAGUUUUGCAUUUGGGUACAAAUUUUUACUUGACCCGAGUUUGAUUCAAUCAUGCUGUCAACUAUCAACAUGGUUCACAAAAGAAGACCCUAGUCCAUUUCACACAGCAAAUGGGAUGUCAUUUUGGGAUUAUACUGAGCGUGAGCCCAAAAUGAAUGACAUGUUCAAUUAUGUCCUGAAACUUAAAAAUCAAUUACAUUCUAAUGUGGUGAUUGAAAAGUUCAUGAGCGAGCAAGUGUUCAAGGGAUUGGAGUCAUUAGUUGAUGUUGGAGGAGGAACUGGGACCUUCACUAUGGAAAUUGCUAAGUUAGUCCCCCAACUCAAGUGUACUGUAUUUGAUCUCCCACGUGUUGUUGCUAACUUGCAAGGAACUCAGAACGUAAAAUAUGUUGGAGGGGACAUGUUUGAAGCAAUUCCUUCCGCUGAUUCCAUUUUGAUGAUGAAUAUAUUGCACGACUGGAACGAUGAGGAUUGUGUAAAGAUACUAAAAAAGUGCAAGGAGGCAAUACCUAUCUACGGAAAGGUUAUCAUCAUAGAUGCAGUGUUGGAGAAAGAGACAGAAAAUGAAAAUAUAAUUGACCAACAAUUGUGGUUUGAUAUGGAAAUGAUGGUGCUUUAUGGAGCAAAAGAAAGAAAUGAGAAAGAAUGGGCCAAUCUGAUUUCCUCCAGUGGUUUCCAUAACUACAAGAUAACUCCAACUUCUGGUUUAUUCUCUAUCAUUGAGGUUUAUCCUUAGUCUCACCAGUACAACAAUGCAAGAGAAGGACCACACUAUAUGCCAUUCUUCAUUAUGUACACUGUCUGUUGAGGAUUCAUCUCAUUGAUAGGGAAUUUGCCAUAUCUUUUGUGGCAAGCAUUGAAUAAAUUGUCAACUAUUUGCUGUUUUAUUUUGGCUUGAUUUUGUAUUCCUUUGACAUAGCCAGUUAAUGGUUAUUUGUUAUGUGAUUUGCAAAAAUAAUAAGUGUACGGUAUCAUCAAAUAAUAAAUUAUCUUUCUUAUCA
Molecule: messenger RNA, 1382 nt
Organism: Cajanus cajan (pigeon pea)
Lineage: Eukaryota; Viridiplantae; Streptophyta; Magnoliopsida; Fabales; Fabaceae
Product: putative O-methyltransferase 3
Molecular function (GO): protein dimerization activity; O-methyltransferase activity
Source: RefSeq, a predicted model, not a curated record